CGUUGCCUGCUGCCUCGAUGGUCUUUCAGUGCUCUUCUUUUCUUGACCAAACGGCGGCAACCACGCCGCAGGGCCGCAACGGCGCUACUACUCCGUACUCCUUGGUCUCGCAAACAGGAGGAUUCUUCGGAUUCCCCCCAAAUUUCCCAACCCCCGUUCUCUACCGUUCCAUCUAAUCCACAUCCCCAAUUCUUCGGAUUCAAAUCCAUACGCGAAUCGGUAAACAGGAGGAUUCAAAUCAGCAGCAGGGGAUAAGAGCCGCAGCAGAUCGAAGCAAGCAGCCUCCGCCUUCGCCGACCAUGAGCGCGGCGGCGGAGAAGAGCCCCGAAGGGGAUGGGGAGGAGCAGGCGAACCCUCGCGCGGAGGCGUUCCUGAAGAUCAUCGGCAGCGUCCCGCCGGGGGAGGUGGAGGCGGCGCUGUCCACCUGCGGCAUCGUCCCCACGGCGGAGGUCGCGGAGCAGGUGCUCAAGUCUCCCGUCUGCUCCUCCCGCGCCAAGUGCGCCGUUCGCUUCUUCCGCUGGGCGGCGAGGUCCGUCGCGCACACCGCCUACGCGUGGAACCUCCUCGUCGACAUCCUCGGCAAGGCCGGCAUGUUCGAGCCCAUGUGGGACGCCAUCCGCUCCAUGAACCAGGAGGGCGGCGGCGGCGGGGGGCUCGUCUCCGUCGCCACCUUCGCCUCCGUCUUCACCUCCUACUGCGCCCGCGGCAAAUUCGAGGAGGCAGAUGCGGCCUUCAACGUCAUGGGCUGCUACGGCCUCAAGCCCGAUGCCGUCGCGCUCAACUCGCUGCUUUCGGCGAUAUGCCGUGCCGAGGGCCGCGCAGAGGCCGCACAGAAAUCGUUCGAGCGCACCAAGGCCACCGUCCCGCUCGACGCCGACACCUUCGCGAUACUGCUCGAGGCGUGGGAGAAGGAGGGGAACGCGGAGCGCGCCAAGAGCGUCUUCGGCGAGAUGGUCGUCCGCGUGGGCUGGGACCCUGACAACAAGCCCGCUUACGACUCCUUGCUCUCCACGCUCGUACGCGCUGGCGAGUUCAGCGAGGCGCUCAACUUUCUGCAGGAGAUGCGGAUCAACGGCUGCUUCCCGGGGAACAAAUUUUUCACCAAUGCCGUGGAUAUCGCCACCCGCAAGGGCGACUACGUCAAUGCCAUAGCCAUCUGGCACAUGGUCUCUGAAGCUCGGGUCCAACCCAAUUUCUCAAUGUACAACGCCAUGAUCGGCCUCUGCUGCAAUGUUGGUAACCUCGACUAUGCCCUUGGGAUGCUUGAUGAAAUGCCCUUUAAUGGUGUCUUUGCAAAUUCUGUCACAUACAAUGCCAUCCUGGAGGGAUUCAUCAAGCAUCGCAAGGCUCGGGAGGCUGAAAGUUUCCUGAAGGAGAUGAGCAAGAAUGAGCAACUGCCUACUGCAUCCAACUGUGCUGCUGCUAUCAGCUUGUUUUCUAAGGAGUUUAACCCAUCCGCAGCGAUCAACGUGUGGCGUUGUGUAGUGGAACAUAAAAUUACCCCUGCCGAGGACUCUGCUAGAGAGCUAAUAGCUGGGCUGCUUAACUUUGACCGGUUAACUGAGGUGACGAAGCAUGCUGAUGAGAUGAUUGACAUGAGAGUUGAGUUGUCGCAGUCCACCAUUGAGAAUAUGAAGCGCGCUUUUGUGAAGGCUGACAUGCGUCAAUCCUAUGAUCACAUUGCAAGAAGGCUGAAGCGACGGUAGAUGCACAUGGAUGGUUUAGUCAGCUGUGGUCUGCCUGUGCAUGCAUCCAGCUCUCGAGGGGGUGUGGUCCUUGAGAGGUCCUGUGGUCUGCCUAUUAAUUCUGGUACGCUUUUCUUGAUACCUUUCAUACCUUUACAUCUUAGUUUUAAAUGCUGGGAGCUGAAGCAGGAAAAAAAAAUCUGAGAUGCCUCCCUAUCACUAACUUGGCUCUUGUGUUUGACAAACAUAACCAAUUAACCAUUCUUUGUGUUCACUAGGUUUUGUCUAUUAAUGGUUAAGAUGGUUUAACUAGGAUGCAAAAUUAGUCUCUCUUCUAAAUGUUUACUCCAUUCCUACCUAAACCUCUUGACUUAUCCCCCCUCUCCCGCCAUACUUAAAUCUCCUCUAGGCCAUGCUUUUUUAAUUUUUAGUGAUCCGUUGCAGGUAGUUAAUCUCUGUGAAGUUAUACACACAAUUACUUGGUGUGGAGCAUUCAAAGCCACUCACCAUGAUCGUAAAGGCCACCAUGGCAUCCAUAGUGCAUGAAAUGUUGCAUAUUUGGAUUUUUUAUAAAAGGAUAUUUAGAGGAUUAUUUUCAAAAGGAUAUUCGGAGGAUCUUGACAAAGAUAGGAGCUGAAGAUGGAGAAUUUGACGCGCAACAAGCAUCAUACCAUAUUCGAUGCAAGGCAUAGUAGGUGGCAGACAUCCCUACCACUGUACCACAUAGUCAUUAGGGCAAGGUUGAAGCCCCAAUCCAUGAUCGUGAUUUGAGAACUUUUUCAAAAAAAGAAAAACUCGAUCAAGGGAUAUACGUCACGUUGACUUUGUCUUGAGAUGGGGGCUCACAAAACAUCGAAAAGUAGGCUGGCAGGAACCUCAUAUGCGCUUGCUUCAUUGGCGCCAUAGAUUCAUAUGUGACCAAGGAGAUGGACACACAAUAUGUACCGCUAGGGCUUGAUCCCUGGUGGGGAGUGCGCACCUGGACGUGCUACUACCAUGUUUGCACAUGAUUAGAGAAUAAGUCACAGGUUCCUCUGAUAUGGGAUCAUCUGUAGUUGUGGCCACGAUGGUUAUUGAUAAAUGAAGCUUGCAUGACUGUCACCCAUCACUAUGAAGGAAGCGGGUAGGGACACGAGUAAGAGAUAAAUGCAAGAGAAAUGAUGGAAGGCAAAGGGAGUAGGCAAUAGGAGGGUGAGGCAAGGGAGGCAACAUUAGGGUUGAAAGAGGCGACAACGAUACUAGGGUAUAGUGAGGAGAGACAUGCUCAACCAAGAGAGGAGUGGAUAGGAGAGGGCAUGAAGAAGGGAUGACUAGGCUGAUUAAAGUUGCUUGAGCUCACUUCCCAUCUUCCAAUGGUUGCAUUUUCCGUUUCCUUCUUUCGAUUUGUGGUUUUCUCAUGCAUUAUGCAUUAAAAUUUAAUUAUGUAGUGUUGGUGGAUAGUGCCUCCAGAUUGGACGAGCACCACAACAGCUUCGGGAGACGCUAACAAGGCUAUCGAGUCGUGAUGUAAGAACACCGCAAGUGGCAAAUGUCUUCGGACAGUAGUUCGGCUUGCAUUUACUCACUAUUCAAUGUCCCACCAAGGAACAUUUACACCCGUAUUUAUAGCCAAUGGUUGGACUUCCCAUCCUGUUAUUACACUUUUAGGACCCUUAACAACUCGAUCCCCAGAAUAUUCUAGGGGUACAUGGUAAAUACACAUUGGGAGUGCCAACCUGACACCCCUACUUCUCCGGAUGACGUCACUAUUGGCCGCACGCGCUUCGUCGCUAUUUACUGACGAAGCAGGGGUGCCACGCUCUUCCUUCGCGGCGAUCCUCUGCAUCAGCUUCGCCACGAUCCCUUCGGUUCGCGUCCGAAGGUGGCGUCCCCAGCAUGUAGUUGUUAACUUAGUCAUGCUUCAUCAUUUUACCACCACAGGCCAAAUGGACGAUUUCAGUCACGUUAGUCUUUAACUAAUGCCCUAAAGAACACUACAUGCACGUUCAGUUGAGUGCUCCAAUUGUUCAGGGCGGAGCUGCUCAUUGGCAUUGGGGUGACAAGACCCCGCAAAAUAAAAAUUUCAUAAAUCCUAUAGAAUCUAAUGUUUAUUACUAUUAGUAUUGUUGACCCCAUUGCAUAAACGUGGCGAUCCCGAUGACAUUUGUGGCUGGCUUCACUCCUGCAAUCGUUCACUUACUAAUGCAUGCUUAGCAGUUGCUUGGUUUGACAUCCAUAUUACCAUGUUUGUGGGUUUUUUUUCUUUUCUUUUGCCCAUAUGUAGGCAAAAUGACAGGAUAGGAUUGGCUUCCUAGGCAUGGGCAAACUUGUCUGCUUCUGCUUUUAUUUGGCAAUGUGGACACAAAUCAAAGAUGCCCUAACCCUCUUUUGCCUAUGUUUUAAGCCACCUGCAACCCUCGUCCUUUGCCUUGAUCAAGCUAGUUUUAUGGUGAGUAUGCUCUGACACCAUUAUCACAUACUAUCGAGAAGGAUCUUUAAUGCAUCAAAGCUCCCCUUCCUCAACACGAACCCACAAUUAAAGUUGCUUGUAGGCAUGUUUAUGCCUCAUUGCCUGUUAGGCAAAUGAGUAUGGGGCUUAACUUCGGCCCUAUGGGGUUACUUUUGUGUAUCUAUGAAUUGUGAUUAUGCCUAUGUAUGAGGGCCUUGUGCCAUAUUCUUAUUUUAGAAUUUUAAUUGUUGCUGAGUCAUAUUCAUCGCGUAAGGGACUCAUUGGGUACCCGCUCCACACGCCGAUGGGGAUGGGUAUGUGGGGAGGGCUCCUCUGGAUGGGCGAGGACCUUUAGCCCUUUAGGGUCUCGUCAAUUCGUCAUCGAGGUAUGGCCCAUUGCCAUAUGUAGUUGGUUGUUAUUAAUAUCAACCAUCAAACACUAACACUUUCUUUAUAUCCAAAUUACUAUCUACCUCUAGCAUAUAUGACUCCAUAUUUAUGUGUGACAAAUCCUAAUUCAGUUUAUAACCAAUUUUGUUGUCCAUUAUCUGGUUUGCUGAAUAUGGCAUGGUUCUGACCGCAACCAUUUUUAUCAAACUUGGCCUCAUUGUGUUUGGGUUGAAAUUCAUGUUUGGCCAAAAUACUUGAAAGAUUCAUUUACCUUACCCAAAUUAGGCAAUGCACUGGGUUUGGCAACCUGCCUACCUGGCUGUCUGGCAACAUUAUGCUUCUUGUUGUAUUGUAGCUUGUGAAGAAGUGGAGUGACAUGUUUGAGCAACCUUGGUCCAGUUUGGCACUUGUAAGAUUGAAAAGUGACUUCAAAACGACUUCACUUUCUCUAAUCACUCUGGGCCUUUUCUUCUCCAAGAAGUUGGUUGGAAGGGUCACAGUACUCAUAGAAAUAGAGCAGUGACCUAAUUUAUUAUUUCUAUAGUCAUUAUUCUAUUUCUGUUAAUGAAUUUGUGAAUUCGUAAAAUCGUAAUUGGUUGAAAACCUUACUGAAUGUUUUCUGAACUUUGUUCGAACUUUAGAAAAGAAAGCAAGAAUGUCUUUCUGUCUUUUUUUAGCCUUUUUCUUUCUCCAACAAAAAAAAAAAGGAAAGGGCAUUGGUUAAAGGGGUACCAUUGGCUUUUCUUUACGAAGAACUACUAUUAUGCAAUGGGUGCAUGCCUGCUUGUACUCACCUGUCUCCUUUGAUAACAAGCACCCAAUGGUGCAUAGGAAAUCCUUGGAUCAUCUAGCCUCUUGGUCUGUAGCCCUCAUGAAUGCAUCUAGCUGCAGCUUGCAGCCAAUGAUUUGAAAUACAAUUGACUCUGGCAUUUUAGGUAUUUUAUAUGCUGGAUGGUCCGGCUUAUGUUAUAUAGGCUAUAGUUAAGUGGAGUUGUAAGUUUAACCCCAAAAAUUAUAUCAUCAAGAGUACCUUAUUCAUUUUCUUUUUUGAAAUUUUAUAUUUUGUCCUCUCUACUGCUUAUGCCAAGCAGUUUUAGGCCCCAGUAAGAUUUGUAAAAAUCUCCCUUAAAAAUAAUUCUUUCUCAGGAAUAAGCAAGAGGACAUAAGGAGCAUUAAAGUUCGCACUGUUGUCAAUAAGCCAUUAUUCUGCCGUUUUUUUUAUUGCCAUGCUCUUGUUGUUAGUGACGAGUUUACACAUUUGAUUAUUAGUGACAAGUUUAGACAUUUGACUGUCAGAUUCUGGAGGAAAGGGGAAUUAGAUGUGUUGCCAAUUUUCAAUGCCAUACUGUUACAGGUCAUAAAAAAACCUUUCAUAGUGCCUAACUAUUUGUUUGAAUUUCCUAAGCAAAGGUGCAACAACAGUUCUUUCUAAUUAUUGAAUCUUAGUGCCAUCCUGCUACUUAUGAAAAAAUGGGUAGUCUGUAUUCUUGGACAUGCUGCCAAAGGUCAUAUAAACCUUUGUUAUCCUUGAACUCUAUUUUAUUCCCCUCAAUUUCCUAAGUAAAUAUGCAAUAUUGGUUGUUUUAUAAAAGUGAAUAAAACAUUUGGUUGCACUAUUUUUCCAAGUGAACGAGGAGAAA
Panicum virgatum (switchgrass) is the source of this 6143-nucleotide messenger RNA. Its product is annotated as pentatricopeptide repeat-containing protein At1g77360, mitochondrial-like. Lineage: Eukaryota; Viridiplantae; Streptophyta; Magnoliopsida; Poales; Poaceae. Gene Ontology annotation, molecular function: protein binding. The coding region runs from base 300 to 1706 and encodes 468 amino acids. The transcript has 2 exons. The record is from RefSeq and is a predicted model, not a curated record.